Molecule: messenger RNA, 6725 nt
Organism: Sturnus vulgaris (Common starling)
Lineage: Eukaryota; Metazoa; Chordata; Aves; Passeriformes; Sturnidae
Source: RefSeq, a predicted model, not a curated record
UUGCCUUUUGUGAGUUUAUUCAGCUGCAGACAUUAUAUGCACUUGCUUUGGCAGCUGGAACAAAAGCAGAAUAAUGACAAUUAAAAUUCGCUGGCAGUUGUAUUUGUGCUUUGCACGCAGGAUUUGUUGUAGUGCAAAUCUUCGUGGGCUAAUGAAGUUAAAGCAGGGCUUUAGAUAGUAUUCUUUUAAACAAAAGCAGCUUGCCUAAAACUGUCUCUGCUAGUGUUUUCCUUCUAAAACAAUGAGAGCAAAUGCAGGUUUAAAAAUGGAAUAUAAUUUAUGAGGCUCUAGCCUUGGGCAUGAGUCCUUGUGUAACUGGAAUUUAAAGUCUAAAAUGAAUAUUAAUGAGGUGGGGAGGCUUGCAGACCUGUCCUUUAAUACUAAUCCAUUGUGAGUGGAGCAGCUCUAGCAAUGAGCUGAUACUGGCACAGAGACAAGAGGAAUUGACUGCUCUUAGAAAGUGCCUCAUCAGUCAAAGUCUUCACAGGCUCCUGAAUACUUGUCCUGAUCAGAUACAGAAGGGCACCUGAACAUUUCUGGUGUCAGGACCGUGGCUGCUGGAGCUGUGUGCUUUCCCUGGGGACACUCCUGCAUGCUGGCUUUCAGCUCCAGCCCGUUGCAUGGAUGGAAGCGUAAUGGAAGGGUGAGUUACAGGGCAGCUCUGGAGGAGAGCUGGGAACCUUCCGUUUGGUGUUUAGGGCAGAGUCAUGGUCACUUAGACUGGGUGACAUCCGUGUUAGUAGCUCCCUGCCCCUGAUUAUUACUGUCAAAAAGGUUCUAAAAUGCUUAAGUGAUUUCAUAACUCUUAACUGUGUGUAAAAGAAAUGUGCCAAGUGACUGAAGCUUCCCCUCAUUUUCAGGAAGGAAGAUAGUUUGUAUUAACUGUUUUGAUCUAAAUAAUGUUGUUUAGAUUAUGAACUCCCUGAAAAUGGGAUGUUUGUGGGCCAGCCCACCUCCUCCUAAUUCACAGAGGCUGAAGCUGGGAGCUGAGAGAAGUCACCUUAAAAAUGCUGAGCCCCUUCAUUUUGCUCUGUAGUUAGGGCAGGAGUUGGCAAAUCUGUCAGCAGCUGGCUGGGGAAGCCAGUUGUAAUAAACCUCUUUACCUCUUCCCUUGUCUUGGUCUGUGCUCCAAAUGCACUGAUGUGCUGCUAACUUCUCUAGUUUGAGAGAAGAGUUUUGGAGUGUAAGUACAGCAGAUUUGAAGAGUUCCUCUAAAAGCUGAAGUACUAACAUUGAUCCCGAUUUCAUUUGUUGGAUGUUAUGUGCAUGACUUUUGGUAAAGUUGUGCAUUUAUUCUAUGAGUUAAAGGUGUCUUGUGACACAUUCAAAGCCUAUACUCAAAGUGAUCACUUUCCUUGCCUCUAGCUCAAGGGCAAGGCACCAAGAUCUGUAUUUCCUUAUAUGCAAAAUCCAUUAGACUUUAACCAGGUACUAAAGGUAACAUAGUCCUGUGUCCAUUGUCACAGAAAUACAUUUAACUUUGUGGAAAGUGGGCUACUUCCUUGUUGGGGAUUGAAAGUUAUAUAGUUACUACUAAAUUGUUGCCUUUAAUAUUCACAGAAUCACAUAGUCCAGAACGGACAUUGUGAGAUGGGAAAUUAAACUGAGAGAUAGAGAAGCUCCAAAUUAAUUAUUUUUCAGAACCUAAAUGGGGAAAAAGCAGUCAGUGAAACUCAUAAUAAUAAUUAUAUUCUUUAUAUUAAUUAAUUCAAAUACUGCAGGAAGGUGUUGUUUUACACUAUAGUUCUGUAUUUAGAUCUGCUAAUGGAAGGUUGCAGGCUGAGCAUAGCUCAUUCCAGAGUUCUUGCCAAAGUUUCUGAAGGAUUCUCUUUGUCAUGCAAGCUUUCCCCCAUGGCAUGGUGCUUGCAUGCUGUACAUGCCUCUGCUGCCACAUUAAGUAAUAGUGUCUCUUUACUAAAUCUAGAGUAAAUGCAUGGUUAUUUGUGCUAUUGGAAGAAGUCACAAAUACAUAAAAAUACUUCUUUCCCUCCCUUGGGUCUAAGGUCAUUGUUAAGCCCUGCACCUCUUGAGCAGCUCUAAUAUUUGUUCUUUUCUUAGGUCCUGGAAUGGGGGCCUUUAAUUCCCACAAUCAGUGGUAGUAAAAAAGCUGAAGGCUGUGUGGAAGUGCUUGGUGCCCAUGUGGAUGGUCUCCUGUUCCACGGAGAGUGGCUGGGUGGUGUUCCCAGUGCCAGGAAUGCUGCUGGAGGUGCUGCCACAAGGCCAGCAGCAUCCCUGCCCUGUCCAUGUGGAAUGGCUUGGCAGGGGCAGGGCUUUCAGCUCAGAGGGCUGAAAUUCCUGUGCCACUGUAUGCACCAAGCUGGUGUGUCUUAAAAACCUUGGGGCAGUUUUGACCUAGAAUUUAUGGUUUACUCUUGCCCUUUAAAAGGGCAGAAUGGUAAUAGUAGAACCUAAAGCUUUGAAAAUAUUCUAUGAGCUAGGAAAGGUUUAACUCUGUUUUACAGGUGGAAAAGCCAAGGCACAGAGAUUGAAUUGGGGAUUUACAGAGGGGUCUGGCAGCUGAGAUUGGUCUCAUCUCUGGAGGUUUAAGUCCAGCCUCUGAGGCAGCCUUGGGUUGCCCAUGUCCCUUUAGGGUGUUACAUGCUAACAUCUAACACCUUGGUAGAACUAUCUCAGCUCUACGAGCUGUGCUCAAGUCAUCCUGUACCCCAGGCAAGCUCUGUUCCCUUGUUUGUUAAAUAGCCUGAAAACCAUUCCCUGCCAGGCAGUAAAGCAAGCACAGCCAUCUCCCCCCUGGCUUUUGCCCUGCAAGAGUUCCUCACUCACCUGGUUCUGUUUUGUCUGUACUUACCUUGGUUUCAUUUUGUGUUUUAACAGCAUAUUUGUUAUUUUGCUGUACAAACCCAGCUGGAAGCACACCACUUGUUUUUGCUGUGAGAGGAGCAGCCAGCUCUGUACCCACACGUCUGGACCUGACAUCUCUUAGGUCAGAAUGAUAAAGGAUUGUGCCAGAAUAAUGUUCACCCUGGUCAUUGUUGCAGGUUUGCUUAGAGCUGUAAUAAAAAGGGCCAAAGAUAAGUCUGAGGAGAGUGGUGCAAAACCUAAGCAUGUGCUUAGUAACAGAGGAACCCAGACUGAAAGCAAGAAGCCUCUGGAAGAGGCAAAAAUCGUGAAAAAGGUGGAUGAAAUCAAGGGAGCAUGUGAGAAGGUGAACGCUUCCAGUGCUGUAACCAACAAAGCUGACUCCAAACCCCAGCUUAAAGACAGGACAGCACAGCAGCAAGGGCUGGAAGGUGCUGCCAAAACACAGAGCUCGAAGAGCUGCCCACAGCAGAAGGACAUCGAUGGCAGAGCUUCCAAUCAAAACAAUGGGCUUCCCUUGGUGCCUCAGGAUCAUGCAGGCAACCAAAACGCUGCUGCCAAAGCUCAGAACGUGGACAGAGCCCCAGGCCUUGCCGAGAGCCACAGGCAGCUUGUUGAUCAGAAACCUGGGAAGAAGGAAGGGAGACCUGGAGCAGGGAGUGUGGCAGCCCGGGAAGCCGUGCCCUCCACGUCCCGGGCCGUGUCUGACGCGGGCUGUGAGGUGACACACACCAGGUUAUCUAUCAGUGUACAUAUGACUGACAUGAAAGAAAAGAUUGAGAUGGCCAAGGAGGGAAAUGUAAGUGACAGCAGAGGUAAAAGUCUCAAAGUGAAAUCCACACCAGCAGACUUGAAAGGAGUCAAACAGCUGCCUGACAAAUUAAAACUUCAACAGAGUCCUAAAAACAUCAGCUCCAAGCCAAAUGCAGAAGUUAAACGGGACAAUAAGCAAAAUGAACUUGCACCUCAAACAGGGAAGCAACAGCCAUUCCUGAGCAAGCCCAAACCAGGUGAAAAAGCUGAAGAGAAAUCAGAAUUAAAAUGUGAGCCCAUAACCUCACAGAACACCUCUGCAAAGGAGCCUGUGAAAGAUGCAGGGGUAAAAGUGAAAAUCCAUCAAGAAACAGCAAAAGCAGAAAAGCCCCCAACAGUUGCCAAGUGUGAGAGGAGAGAAUGUGAGACUGCAGGGGGAAGCAGACACGAUGCUCAGCAGCCUGCAGGAAAAGCACCAGAGAAGACCAAGUCUCUGGAAGCUGGCAGAGCUCUUCCCACUCGAGGAGAAAUCAUUGAUGACAGCCCCUCUCCUCCAGCCCCUUUCGAGCAUCGCAUCGUGAGCGUCAAGCAAGGAGAGGUGACCCCGAGCUACUCCGUGUGUCGGCACCAGGUGCUGGGGGGGGGGCGUUUUGGGCAAGUCCACAAGUGCACGGAGAUAUCGACGGGGCUCAACCUGGCAGCCAAAAUCAUCAAAGUGAAAGGAGCCAAAGAGAAGGAGGAAGUAAAAAAUGAAAUUAACAUCAUGAACCAGCUAAAUCAUGUGAAUCUCAUCCAGCUUUAUGAUGCUUUUGAAGCCAAAAAUAAUAUCACUUUGAUCAUGGAAUAUCUUGAUGGUGGGGAAUUAUUUGACCGGAUCACAGAUGAAAAUUACCACCUGACAGAGCUGGAUGCCAUCCUGUUCACCAAACAGAUUUGUGAAGGAGUCCAUUACUUGCACCAGCAUUACAUUCUCCACUUAGAUCUGAAGCCUGAAAACAUCCUAUGUGUAAAUCACACAGGAAACCAGAUUAAAAUUAUUGACUUUGGAUUAGCAAGGAGGUACAAACCCUGUGAGAAGCUGAAGGUGAAUUUUGGGACUCCAGAGUUCCUGGCUCCCGAAGUGGUGAACUAUGACUUUGUUUCCUUCCCCACGGACAUGUGGAGUGUGGGGGUCAUCACAUACAUGCUGCUUAGUGGGCUGUCCCCAUUCCUGGGAGAGACUGAUGCAGAGACAAUGAAUUAUGUAGUCAAUUGCAGCUGGGAUUUUGAUGCAGAAGCAUUUGAACAGCUCUCAGAGGACGCCAAAGACUUUAUUUCCAGACUGCUUGUGAAGGAGAAAAGCUGCCGCAUGAGCGCGACGCAGUGUCUGAAGCACGAGUGGCUCAGCAACCUCCCUGCCAAGGCCCAGCAGUGCCAGCUCCGCCUCAAGUCCCAGCUGCUGCUGCAGAGCUACAUGGCCCACAGGAAAUGGAAGAAACACUUUUAUGUGGUGGCUGCUGCUAACAGGCUGAAGAGAUUUCAGAGUAUGUCUGUCAAGCUUGCAUGAGCUUGUGUGAAACCUCCACCACUCCUGGAGAUGGACACGAAGCUGUGGAAGGAGGACUCAGUGUCUUCAAACAUUUCUAUCCCUGUUUUAUAACAUAAGGUUUUGCAUCUGUCUUCCUCAAUUAUUUUGUGUGUUAGUGCUGCGAUCCCAGAAGUGCUUUAAGGAAGAAAUACAAGAUUUCUAAAAGCAGAAGCUACUUCGUUUGUUUUUACAAGAUUUUAGUUGUUCUAUACAGUGGUGGAAAAACGUGGUUGUUACUGGGGCUGACUUCUUGCUGAAGGCUUUGAUUCUGCAGAGUAUUUUUGGUGUGUUUAUAGCAGUAAACCCCUGGCAGUUUUCUAGUCUCUCACACCACACCCGGGAUCUCUAAAGACUUUCUUCCUGACUGACGUGUUACCAGCUUUAGAGAACUGCCACACAGUGGCACAACUUGUCCCUCAGCUGUUUGUUACUUAAAAGAUACAGACAUUGUUUUCUCCUGUAUUUAUUUCCAAAAGGUAAUUUCCCCACAACAUGAAGAUGCUUCAGUGCAACUCCAGCUUGGAUGGUUUUGGUUUGUUGUUUGGAUUUUUUAUUAUUCUACUCUAUCCUUUCAAAAAUAUUCACUGCAUAGUUAGGAACUAUGAGGAACCCUGGUUUGAAGUAACUCAAGUCAGUCCAUUGCUGCUGUUUCUUAGGGCAAAUUGAAUUGAGCUGAACUGAUUGAACUUCUGGAAGGAGAUGUGUGAAACUGCCAUGAAUACAAAUCACCUAAUGACUGUUGGGUCUAUGCAAAAAGAUCUCAUAUUGUAGCGAAAAGAGGAAAGCAGAGAUUUUAUGUUUUUAAAACUUGUAAGUGCUUUUCAUUGUUCAUGACUGCAGCACUUAAAAAACUUGCUAAGUUUUAGUAUGAGGAUUUGUUUCUCCUCUCUGGAAAUUUUAAUGCAGUCUGAGAAGCUGGUAUGGUGUGACAUGCAAAACAGGUUUCAUUUCUAAUAGGUUCAGUGACAGGCAAACAGAGUUGCCUCUGCCUUUGGUCCAGUUAGGAGGUUGAAGCCCUUUUUUCCCCCUCACUUUGCUCUUGAACAUUAAACCUUUUCUUCACAAUACUAACUUAUUUUGGAUUUGAAAUUCUUUUCUUAUGUGUAGAGUGGGAGCCACUUACAAUCUCUCAGAUAAAAGUACAACACUGUUUAUUAAACCUGUGGUUUCCUGUUCUGGAUUCUGAAAAACUCAGUGUGAACUGGAUGGGCUCUUAGGAAAAAUGGAAACUAUUACUAAAAGUAGCUUUCCAGCAGACACCCUGUAAAGCUCCUUUGGACUGUAUGGACUUUCACAUCCCUCGAAUUUGCAGAAGUGUUGGUUGCUAGUGAUGAGUGAUGACUGGCUUACUCUACUCUAGCUAUCUUUUCCUCUCAAGUGCUUCUCACUUUGCAUAGUCCUGACUUCUCCAGCAUUUCCAGAACUGGGACAGAGAAGAAUCUUGAUAAUUUAUCACCUUCUAUGAAGGCCCACUUUUGUUCAUGUUUUCCUUUCACAGUGUUUCUGCAUGCUGAAUUUCAUUGUAUUCAUCAGUCUGUAUAUUUUUGAAUUAAUACUAAUAAAUUUCAUGAAAGAAUAUUAAUCA